This is a messenger RNA of Xenia sp. Carnegie-2017, 1242 nucleotides long. Its product is annotated as palmitoyltransferase ZDHHC12-B-like. Gene Ontology annotation, cellular component: endoplasmic reticulum; Golgi apparatus. The record is from RefSeq and is a predicted model, not a curated record. The coding region runs from base 169 to 1038 and encodes 289 amino acids. Gene Ontology annotation, molecular function: protein-cysteine S-palmitoyltransferase activity. Lineage: Eukaryota; Metazoa; Cnidaria; Anthozoa; Malacalcyonacea; Xeniidae. Gene Ontology annotation, biological process: protein targeting to membrane; peptidyl-L-cysteine S-palmitoylation. The transcript is spliced from 4 exons.
UGUAUUUUAGUUCAAUGGUACACACGGGCUAGCGAGUAUUUGUCGUAGAAAAUUUGUUCGUAUAUUCGAGUACAAAAUAUAAAGUAACCUGUUAACACGAUUAACAGGCAUGCAGGCUAGCAAUCCUCAUUUUUCCAACCCUAAAUUUCGUCGGUGGAUAAAGACAAAAUGGCGAAGUGCAGCCAAACGUCAUUUAGCUGGGAAAAAUUGUUUAUUCGUGUUUUGCACCUUGUUUUAACGACAUUUGUCAUAACUGUACUUAUACUUAAAGAUACAGAGCUGCGUAAGUCGUUGAUCCUGCAACAGUGGUUUUAUGUUUUGCCAUAUUUCGCGAUCGUCACCGCUUCAACAGUUUUUUAUUUUGUUGCUGGAUCUGUUGAUCCUGGUUUUGUUGCUUCUAAUGAUACAGAUGUCAUCAUGGUGGCCUAUGAGAAAAGCAAGGAGGAUAAUACAGAAGGUGAACCAUUGAUCUCUGAGAAUUGUGAGGUUUUUGGCGAGCCACCAUUUCAUUCCUUGCCUAAACUACGUCGCUGUGGUUACUGCAACCUUAUGCAACCUCUGCGAUCAAAACAUUGUGAGGAUUGUAACCGUUGCGUUUAUCGAUAUGAUCAUCAUUGCCCAUGGUUGGGAAAUUGUGUUGGCGAACGAAAUCACAGAUAUUUCUGGGCAUUUUUAUUGUUUGAAACAAUUCUCAUUGCUUGGUCAAUAGAAAUAGGAUGGUUUGGCUUUCAAAGAAAAACGCUAUGGUCAGAUUGGAUUUAUUCUAAUGGCAUUCUUGUUGUUGUUAUGUUUAUCCUUGUCAUUGCUGUAAUUGUUGUCACUUUGUUGUUUGGCUGUCAUUCAUAUUUGAUUAUAAUUGGUCGUACAACCUGGGAGCACAUGGCUCAUUCGAAGAUCUCGUAUUUGAAGAUAUUCAAAGAAGGAGAAAAUCCAUUUCAUGAAGGCUACAUCAAAAAUGUUUGCAAGUUUAUGUGUCAUUGUCGCAUACGUAAAUGGGAAAGCAUCUUCCAUAGAAGUAGCAUAAACUUAGGAGUCUAAUGUUGUGUAUUUGAGCACUUUUCUCUAGAAAAUUAAUUAUUUGAUCUAGGGCAAACAGAACAAUAGACAUGAAUACAUUAAAUAUAAAGAUGAUGAAAGUGAAUUGUUAAACCGUCUUCUUCUAUUGACCAUUUCUGACUUGUAUUCAUAAGAAAGUCAAUCUCUUAAAAAUCAUCACAAUGUUGAUUUCAUUUCUCAUGUAAA